Molecule: messenger RNA, 1689 nt
Organism: Melampsora larici-populina 98AG31
Lineage: Eukaryota; Fungi; Basidiomycota; Pucciniomycetes; Pucciniales; Melampsoraceae
Exons: 11
Coding region: 1-1689 (562 amino acids)
Source: RefSeq, a predicted model, not a curated record
AUGCUCUCCUUCGGUCUAUCAGUCUUUUCAAAACAAUCAACAUCGCCUGUUCCUUCUUCAUCCUUACAAAAGCGCUCUCCAAAACUUAGCAUUCUUAAUGCGAUGACAGGAGGUUCAGAGGGGGGUGGAACUAACCUCAAUAGAAAACCGUGUGAUCCUUUUGUGAUCGAUCCACAAACUUGGGUUGACUUGGAUAUAGAUGGAUACUUACAAAAGUAUCCAAAUGCUGAUAGGAUUACACUACAAGACUUUGCUAAAGAUAAUAAUAUGCCAAACUUCUUUUGUGGAGUUGGAAUGGAGUGUAACGCUGGACAGCUUUGCCAUCCAGCUCAAGGAAUCAAUUGGCUCAUCUUAUAUGCUGCUCAGCAAUGGAACAAUUAUAUGAAUUCGUUGUACAAGGCGGUUGAAAUAGCUAUUGACCUAGUUAGAGAGAAAAGUGACUUGACGUUUCCUUGGUCGACUAACAAUUCAGAUACGGCGUCUACAAUAGUCUCUGAUUUUGCAACUACUGAGCCUAUCGAUACAUCGAUGUGGUGGUGGAGUUUAGGAAACGUUGUAUGCGGUGUGAUAGGUUCUAUCACCGCUCUUGCCGUUCCAGCCUUUUUACCAGCAGAUGCUAUCAUGGUAUCUGCAGCUCUUGCAUCCGCUGGACCUGCGGCCAUGGCUUACAAUGCAAUGCCACAAUCACAUGGACCUAGUAUACCACUUCUUCAGGAGGAAGGUAAACUAUCCUUUGAUGAAGCAAAGAAGGCAGCAAAACAAAGAAACUUUCAUGAAUUAGAGAAGCAAAGAUCCGCACAAGAUAUUCAAACUAUGAGACAAUUUUUCUUAGAUGAUUCUUAUAAUAAUCGACCACAUAAUCUUCAUUAUGAACCUUCACCACAAGUUAUGGGUCAGUUUCAAAGGGUUCUAUCUCCUCAAGAUCCUUUCUUAGAAGGCGGUUUACGUGAAGUACAUGAAGUAACACCAAGAAGUCCAGUAUCGCCAAAGCCCCCAACUUCACUUCAACGUCGUAGCCAUCUACAAAAACGAGGAAGACCAAGCUCAUAUGCAUUUACAAGAUACUCGUACAUUCAACCUCAUUUAAAUGCACUGCAGAACAGAAUUCAAGGAUUUGUUGCAUUAACAUUGAAGUUAGGAACUAUGGCACCUAUCUUAGCAGAUGGAGGAAUAGCUUCGAUUCUUUAUCAAGGUGCUUAUCUAAGUCCUAAUCCAAGUGAAGUUAAAAUUCAAGAAGGUGCACAGAAAUUAGCACAAAUUUUGGUUCUGAGUCAAUUCCUUAGAAGUUUGAAUAUGUUUGUUACGAUUGGAAGUGAUCCUUGCAAGUACAAAGGGCCAAAUGGAGCAAAAAACAAACCUGGAAACCUGUCCUACUGCACCCCUGAUGGCUUGAUGAUGAACAUUAUUUUAUCACAUCAAGAUAAAGCUAUCAACGAGAUCCGUAAUGCGAAUUUAUUAAAAGACAAGUACGGUUACAGUGUAGAAUUCUUGACUAAAUCCGCUUGGGAAUGUCAAAAGAAAUAUGGGAUUUAUACAACUGCAAAGCCACCACCACCUUCUAGUAUGAGAUCUGAUUGUAUAUUUCAACUUCCAGUAUGUGAUUGUACUUUACCAGAGGUAGCACAUCUACGUUCUAAGAAGAAAAGUACAGUUGUGGCUUGUCGAACUGGUGCUGGCCUUCCAAUUUAA